Molecule: messenger RNA, 2009 nt
Organism: Austrofundulus limnaeus
Lineage: Eukaryota; Metazoa; Chordata; Actinopteri; Cyprinodontiformes; Rivulidae
Gene: flvcr2a
Product: FLVCR choline and putative heme transporter 2a
Exons: 12
Coding region: 399-1859 (486 amino acids)
Biological process (GO): transmembrane transport; heme export
Cellular component (GO): membrane
Molecular function (GO): heme binding; heme transmembrane transporter activity
Source: RefSeq, a predicted model, not a curated record
CAUGCACUUCACCCGUCAUGAGCUCUCUAGCCUUUUAUAUGAUAUCUACGUGUGCUGCUCGCUCCGCAGUUAACAGAGUAGCAGAAAAGCGCGCUGCGUUUAAAAAGAACAAGAGAAAAAAGCAGCAAAGCUCCAGCUCUUCUUGUCACCAUCAACAGGGAGCUGUUCUGUCAUAUGGAGGGAUUUAUUUAAGCAGAUUAACAGCUGAGGGGGAAAGGAACCAAACAUCAGUUCAGAUGGAGGAGGAGCAUUAUUUAGAGGAAGUUUGUUGAAUCGUGUCUUCAUGGACCUCUGGCAUCUCUUAUCUCUGCUGAGUGGCGUAAAAGGCACCUCAGCUCCUACAAUAAAGGGAAUUUCUCAGAAAGCUCAACUCGGCUCCUACAGCACAGAGUCAGAAGAUGGGGGACAAAAACCCCCAGAAUGGAACGGGGAACGGUCAAUACCUGGGAGCCAAUGGUCCAGAUGUGACGGUCCGAACUGAGCGCAUCCUGAACGGAGACUGUGCGCCCCCGACGCGCCUGUACAAGAGGCGCUGGGUGAUCGUGCUCCUCUUCAGCUCCUACUCUCUGUGCAACGCGUACCAGUGGAUCCAGUACGGCAUCAUCAGCAACAUAAUCACCAAGUUCUACCGCGUGGACARCUUCGCCGUGGACUGGCUCUCCAUGGUCUACAUGCUCRCCUACAUCCCGUUCAUCUUCCCGGCCACCUGGAUCCUGGACAAGAAGGGGCUGCGCUUCACCGCGCUCCUGGCGAACGCGCUGAAUUGCGCAGGGACGUGGAUAAAGGUGGCCAGCGCCAGGCCCGACCUGUUCUGGGUCACCAUGCUUGGCCAGUGCGCAAGUUCUCUCGCGCAGAUCUUCAUCCUCGGGAUGCCCUCCAGCCUGGCGUCCACCUGGUUCGGAGCCAAUGAGGUUUCCACCGCCUGCUCCAUUGGAGUUUUUGGGAAUCAGUUAGGUAUUGCCAUCGGCUUCCUGGCGCCGCCCAUCCUUGUGCCCAACAUAGAAGAUGUGGACCAGUUGGCGUAUCACAUCCGGAUCAUGUUUUAUAUUUGUGCAGGCGUGGCCACUGUCAUCUUUGUACUUGUGCUCAUAGUGUUUCAAGAGAGACCAGAGAUCCCCCCCACCCAGUCCCAGGCUCAGGCCAGGAACUGCCACCCUGAUGAGUACUCCUACACGGCCUCCAUCAUGAGGCUGCUGCGUAACAAACACUUCAUGCUGCUUGUGAUCAGCUAUGGGUUGAAUGUCGGGUGCUUCUAUGCUAUUUCUACACUGUUGAACCAGAUGAUAAUAGAACACUAUCCUGGUGAAGAAGUGAAUGCUGGGAGAAUUGGCCUGACCAUUGUGGUUGCUGGCAUGGCAGGGUCCCUCAUAUGUGGCAUUUGGCUUGACAAGACCAAAACUUACAAACAGACCACUCUGGCUGUUUACAUCCUUUCUCUGGCAGGGAUGCUGGCSUACACCUUCACCCUGAACCUGGGUCACCUUUGGGUGGUCUUUAUCACCGCUGGAGUUUUAGGCUUCUUCAUGACCGGAUAUCUUCCUCUUGGUUUUGAGUUUGCGGUGGAGCUCACGUUCCCAGAGUCUGAGGGAACGUCCUCGGGACUCCUCAACUGCUCAGCUCAGAUCUUUGGAAUCAUCUUCACCAUCAGUCAAGGAAAGAUUCUUAAUAAAUGGGGAACCUUUGCUGGAAACAUCUUUCUGUGUGUCUUCCUGCUGAUAGGAACAAUAAUUACAGGACUAAUCAAAUCUGACCUCCGGCGGCAGAAGGCCAACCAGCAGACUGAGGUGCAGACGAAACUGCCAGCUGAUACAGAAGGAGGUAACGCUACACCUGAAGUCCUAAAGGAGAAGAAGUUUUAAGGAGGGUGAUUGUCUUCCAGAUAAACUUGAAUAGAUCCAAAACUAAACACUUUACACUUUAGAACUACGCCCUAUUKAGCCUUACUUAACCAUUAAUAAAUGGUUAGUUAACAUUAAAAACAUUAAGGAUGAUUCUUAACAAGACAUAAA